Messenger RNA from Marmota monax (woodchuck), 2863 nucleotides. RefSeq names its product C-X-C motif chemokine ligand 9 (gene Cxcl9). The record is from RefSeq and is a predicted model, not a curated record. Gene Ontology annotation, cellular component: extracellular region. Gene Ontology annotation, molecular function: CXCR chemokine receptor binding; chemokine activity. NCBI's taxonomy places the organism in Eukaryota, Metazoa, Chordata, Mammalia, Rodentia, Sciuridae. Gene Ontology annotation, biological process: inflammatory response; cellular response to lipopolysaccharide; neutrophil chemotaxis. The transcript has 4 exons. Bases 3 to 467 code for a protein of 154 amino acids.
AUAUGGUUCCACAGAACAUGUUCUCAAAAGAAUUCCUCAGGUUCAAAAUAUAUAGCAGUGACUUGGUAGAACUCCAUUCCCUGACUAUGAAGAAAAGCGGUAUUCCUUUCCUCUUGGGCCUCAUCUUCCUGGUUCUGUUUGGAGUUCAAGGAGCCCCAAUAAUGAGGAAUGACCGUUGUUCCUGCAUCAGUACUAGGCAGGGGAAAAUCCACCCUAAAGCCUUAAAAGACAUUAAACAAUUUGCCCCAAGCCCUUCCUGUGAGAAAACUGAAAUCAUCAGUGCUACAAUGAAGAACGGGAAUGAAGAAUGUCUAAACCCAGAUUCAGGUUAUGUGAAAAAACUGGUGAAGAUGUGGAAAGAAAAGGUCAGCCAAAAGAAAAAGCAAAAGAAAGGGGGAAAACAAAAAAUGAAGACAUUUUUAAAAGCUAAAAGACCCCAACGUCCUCAUCAAAAGAAGACUACAUAAGAGACCACUUUACCCUCAAGUACUUUAUGUUAAAAUUUUUUUUUAAUUAUACUGAAAUAAUUCCAAGAAGGGAUGACCUCUAAUAAAUCAGUUUGUUAGUUUGAAUAGAAAAUCUAAAGUACUCUUUUAAAAAUGUAACUAAAGUUAGAAAGUUGAUUUUGAAACCAAAAUGUUAAGACUUGUUAGAGGCAAUAGUUGUCUUUGUUCCUCUACCCUCAACCAACUGAAUUUCAUCAUGUGUAAGGCUAUGAUCUCAGUAACACCCACAUCUGGACAAAUAUCCACACAAAUACAUCCCACACAUAACAGCUGCCUGGGCUUCCGUGGCCACAAACUACAGCCUCUAGAGAGUAUUCUGAGGUAUGUGUCAGCAAGCCCCAGACCUGUCCAUGUGCCAGUGAGUCAUGCAGUUUGGAAUUGAGCUGGACUCGCCAAGCUGCCAUGGCUGUUGGCAUCUGCAUUUGAACCAACCUGUAGGCCUUUCACACAAUGUGUCUGCUGCUUCCUUCUGAGGAUCCAUCACUGGAGAUCACCAGAGCUUAGCUUUCAGAAACUUCUCUCUGGCUUUUGAGGUCAUGUGACUCUUGCCUGCCCAAAUUGACCACACUAUUUCUUGUCAUUACCCUUCACUUUACUCAAGCCAAUUCUUCACCAUCUUGCCACAAUUUAGUGCCUGUCUUCUCUCCACUACACAAGUUAUGCACUCAUUCAUGAAAUUCAUUCACCUGGGUGUACUCCUUUCUCACUUUUCCCUCUAUACUCCACAGGAAUGCCUUCUUCUCCCUGCUUAUCUCUACUUGAUCCCAGUCUUCAAGGUUCAGUUCAAGUCCUGCCUCUUAAAUAAAACCUUUCUGGAGAGUUGGGUGUAUAGCUCAAUGGUAGAGCAGUUGCCUAGCAUAUGUAACAUCCUGGAUUUGAUCCCUAGCACUGCAAAAAUAAGUAAGUGAAUCUUUCAAAAAUUUUUCUGGAUGCUCAAAUCAUCAUAAAACUACUAUUUCAUGAGUGUUUAGUACAAUAUGGAGGAUCACUUAAUUGUCAUCUAAUUAAUUUCUGAAUGUCUGUUUUCUCUCUCUAACCAGAUUGUCAGUUCCUUGAGGGCAGAGUUACAGUUUAAUUUCCUUGAGUCUGCCACCACAUCUAAAAGACUGUGGAGCUGGGUUUUGAAUAGUUUACUAAUUGUAUCUGUUAUAGGUAGGAAGGCAGUCAGACCACCCUCUCAGAGAAAGCAGGAUGUUUCCUGGCUACUCUACUGUGUCUAACCCUGGGUAACCUCUUUUAAUCAUUAUCUUCUGGCCAUUAUCACUGCAGGAAAGAAGGAUGAAGUAACAUCCUUGUUUAUUAUAUAACAGGAUAUUAACUUGGCUUCUCUAACAAAUAAGAAGCACAUGUUUCAAACAUUUGUGACUAUUCUGGACUAUUAUUCCAGAACAUUCCAGAUAUAUAUGGCAUCUAGAAUCAUGUAAUCUUAUAAUGAAAAGCAGCUUUAGAGAUCACGAAUUGUGACUGAGGAUGUAGCUCAGUGGUCAAGUGCUUGCCUAGUAUGUACAAGGACUGGAGUUUGAUCCCUAGCACUGAAAAACCAGAGAAAAGAAACACACACACAGAGAUGUUAGCCAGUGCCCAACCUUUUGCCACCAAUAUGAAAAUUCCUUCAAUACCAUUCCUGACAAGUUCCAACUUUCUGUAGUUUAAAAAGACAGCUACCAAGAUACUUCUAAAAACUAAUUGAAGGAAAAACAAAUUUCAUUGCCAGGUGACCUUGUUUUAGAAUUUGCAAAGUUUUGUGAUUUUCAAUUAUCACACCAUCUUUCACAAAGAAAAGGAAUGAUAAGACACUAAGAGCCAACGGGAAGAGUGAAUUCUGCUAGUGGAGGCAUGUUUGGUAUCUAGUUAGCCUCUUCGAGGCUGGGAAAUUUCUUCUGAGAGCAUGUUCAGGAAUUGAAUAGGAGAGAAUGUCAUUGGCCACAAUGUAAGCCUAAACUCACCUUCCCAAAUACUGUCACUCCUCAUGCUGCUCGUGAUUUUGAGUGCUGCCCAGUGGUGAUCCCAUCUAAACAACUUUACCUAAUCAUGAAACUCUGUAGGUCCUUUCAUAUAAUUUCUCUGAAAAAAUAUAAAAAUGUUCCAUAUUUUGAGUCUGUGGCCCGGUUACCUUGCACCUCACAGGUAAAGUGGACAGUGUAUAACUGAAAACCAAAGACUACCUAUUUUCAAUAAAUAUUUGUGAUACACAUAUAGUCCCAUAUUCUAAUCAUUCAUCAUUUAUACAUGCAUAUAUACUAAGUAAAUAAUGUUUAAAUUCAAACUAGUAUGACAUAAAAUACUUUGUACUUUGAAGCAUUUUCUUUCUUAAAAGACAAUAGGAUCAAUAAAUAGAUCAUUGAUUGGAAAGUAAA